AUGACAACUAAGGAUGACUCACUGCAAGCGAUUGGUGUGAGAUUGAAUGGUAAUAAUUAUGUGUAUUGGGCAUAUGUCAUGAAGAAUUUCUUGUUUGGAAAAGGUUUGUGGGGCUAUGUAUCUGGAACGGUUUCCGCUCCUAAUAAUCCCAAAGAUGAAAAACAUGUUGACCUGCUUGCUAUUUGGGAGAUGAACAAUUCAAAGAUUAUUACUUGGAUUAAUAUCUCUGUUGCUUUGAAGAUUGGAAUGCAACUUGCUAAGUUCUCAACAUCUAAAGAGGUUUGGGAUCACUUAGCAAAGUUGUAUACCAAGUCAAAUUUUGCUAAGCGUUAUCAGUUAGAGAUGGAGAUUCGUGCCAACCAGCAAAGUGAUAAAAGUAUCCAAGAUGUUUAUAAUGACAUGACUUGUCUUUGGGACCAGCUUGCACUGACAGAACCUGACGGACUUGGCAAUGUUGAGCUCUAUUGUAAACAUAGAGAAGAACAACGCCUUGUUCAGUUUCUAAUGCCUCUUCGAAGUGAGUUUGAGACUCUCCGUAGCUCUAUCCUACACCGAACUCCACUUCCUUCCGUUGAUUCUGUGCUUCAUGAAUUGCAAGCCGAAGAAGUUCGGGUACAAUCGCAUAGUCUUUCUUUGGUGAACCCAUCGGCUUUGGCAACGUCAUUUAGACCUCAAAACCAGCAGCAUGGUAAAAAUAUUACUCAUAAUCAAUGUAGCUAUUGCAAAGAACAAGGGAAUUGGAAAAACCAAUGUCCUUGGAUAGCUCGAAAAUGGUUAAAGAACCACCACCUAAGGCCGCAUUUGUUGAAUUGCAUCCACCCGCCUCUUCGACGGUUGAAGAAGAUGCCCGCAAGGAUUGGAGUUGGUAGUAUGGAAAUUGCUUACUUGGUUGUUCGUUGCUCGCAUGCUUGUUUGUUCGUUCACUUAUUUGCUCGUUUGUCUUGCCUUGUCGUGUCCGCCUAA
Messenger RNA from Malus domestica (apple), 963 nucleotides. The record is from RefSeq and is a predicted model, not a curated record. NCBI's taxonomy places the organism in Eukaryota, Viridiplantae, Streptophyta, Magnoliopsida, Rosales, Rosaceae.